Alternaria atra is the source of this 1131-nucleotide messenger RNA. RefSeq lists its product as uncharacterized. The transcript is spliced from 2 exons. Bases 1 to 1131 code for a protein of 376 amino acids. Lineage: Eukaryota; Fungi; Ascomycota; Dothideomycetes; Pleosporales; Pleosporaceae. Gene Ontology annotation, molecular function: glutaminyl-peptide cyclotransferase activity; zinc ion binding. The record is from RefSeq and is a predicted model, not a curated record.
AUGCUCUUCACCCUCCCAUCUACGCUUCUCCCAACGCUCCUCCUCCUCUCCACCCCAACAACCGCCUACAAACCUCUAUCAGACACCUUCCUCCGCGCAAUACCCUCCCCAGACACUGCGAUCGACCCCAAAACCGGCCCUCUCCUCGCUCCUCUCCUCAUCCCCCGUGUCCCCGGCACCCCAGGCCAACUUCUCGCCCAACGACACCUAGUCUCCUACUUCCAGACCGAAUUACCAGCCUGGAACAUAUCCUGGCAAAACAGCACAUCCACGACCCCAACAUCGCGGGGCGCAGAGCUGCCUUUUGCGAAUCUAGUCGUCAAACGCGAGCCACCAUGGGUCAGCGAAGGGCAAGCCAACCUCCUCACGCUGGUCGCACACUACGAUAGUAAAUUGCAACCUAGCGGGUUCAUCGGUGCGACGGAUAGUGCGGCGCCAUGCGCCAUGUUGAUGCAUAUAGCCAAAGUAAUCGACCCAUAUAUCCAGCGCAUGUACGAUGAGAUGUCUGCAUUACAAGAGGGAGGAACCGUAGACAUGGACAUGGGGAUCCAGAUUCUAUUUCUUGACGGGGAAGAAGCGUUUGAGAACUGGAGCGAUACGGAUUCACUUUACGGGUCGAGAUCUCUAGCACAGCAAUGGGCCUCGACGUCCAACCCCCCUUCUGCAGCCUCCAAGUUCUACCAAAAUCGUACUCCCUUGUCUCAAAUCUCCCUCUUCUUGCUCCUCGAUCUUCUUGGUAGCGCGGCCCCGACGGUGCCAUCCUACUUCCCCACAACGCACUGGGCAUACCGCCACCUAUCAACAAUAGAAUCACGACUCCGAGAUCUUAAACUCCUCGAAUCGCAGCCUGGUUCACCUUUCUUACCAGAUGCAAAUGGGACCAUGGGUGGUGGCGGGAUCUCAGAUGAUCAUUUGCCGUUUAUGGGUAAAGGCGUGGAGAUAUUGCAUGUUAUCCCUAGUCCGUUUCCGAGGGUGUGGCAUACCAUGGAGGACGAUGGGGAGCAUCUGGAUAUGAAGACUGUCAGGGAUUGGUGUAAGAUCGUAGGAGCAUUUGUGUUGGAGUGGUUGGAUAUGAUGGAGGUGUGGGAUGAGCCCGGCGAGGAAGCAAAUCAGAGAAGGUGGUUAGCGUAG